Molecule: messenger RNA, 2341 nt
Organism: Pistacia vera
Lineage: Eukaryota; Viridiplantae; Streptophyta; Magnoliopsida; Sapindales; Anacardiaceae
Product: sulfate transporter 3.1-like
Exons: 12
Coding region: 217-2175 (652 amino acids)
Biological process (GO): transmembrane transport
Cellular component (GO): membrane
Molecular function (GO): secondary active sulfate transmembrane transporter activity
Source: RefSeq, a predicted model, not a curated record
CUGAAACGCCAUUAAUACAUGCUGAUACCUCCAAAUUCUGUCUCUUAUCUCCUUCACUAUCAAGAUAAAUACGUCACCAGCUCCAAACUUAGCUACUUUCUUGCAGCAUUGCUCCUAGACAACCGACACUUUUCUCUAUAUAUCACUAGAGCGAGCUUAUAGUAUAUAAUUUUUGUCUUUAUAUUAUAAGUAGUGAUAUUUUCUGGAGUUCAAAGUAUGGGUAACGCAGAUUAUGAAUGCCCACAUCGUGUUGCAAUUCCUCCGUCGAAACCAUUUUUGAAGUCACUAAAGUCCGGUCUCAAAGAGACUUUUUUCCCUGAUGACCCUUUUAGGCAAUUCAAAAACCAACCGGCGUCUAGGAAGUUUCUAUUAGGAUUACAGUACUUUGUGCCGAUUCUUGAAUGGGCACCUCGCUACACUUUUGAGUUCUUCAAAUCUGAUCUUAUUUCUGGAGUUACUAUUGCCAGCCUUGCUGUUCCUCAAGGGAUAAGUUAUGCAAGCUUGGCCAACUUACCACCAAUUAUCGGAUUAUAUUCGAGCUUUGUUCCACCAUUGGUAUAUGCCAUGAUGGGCAGCUCCAGAGAUUUGGCAGUGGGUACGGUGGCGGUUGCAUCACUUUUAAUAGCUUCUAUGUUAGGGAGGGAAGUUAGUCCUACUGAGAACCCUAAGCUUUAUGUUCAACUAGCUCUCACUGCUACUUUCUUCGCCGGAGUUUUCCAAGCCGCCCUGGGCUUUUUAAGGCUUGGUUUCAUAGUGGACUUUCUAUCACAUGCAACAAUAGUGGGCUUCAUGGCUGGAGCCGCCACAGUUGUCUGUCUUCAGCAACUCAAAGGAAUCCUUGGACUGGUUCGCUUCACUCAUGCCACUGAUCUUGUAUCAGUUAUGCGCUCCGUUUUUAGCCAAACACACCAGUGGAGAUGGGAGAGUGGCGUCUUGGGGUGUUGUUUCCUUUUCUUCCUUCUCCUCACAAGAUAUUUCAGCAAGAAAAAGCCAGCGUUCUUCUGGAUAAAUGCAAUGGCACCUCUGACGUCUGUUAUUCUAGGAAGCGUCCUUGUCUACUUCACUAAUGCUGAGAAACAUGGAGUCCAAGUGAUUGGACACUUGAAAAGGGGAUUGAAUCCACCAUCAGUCUCGGAGUUGGCUCUAGGUUUUGGGUCACCGUAUCUGACCACAGCUAUUAAAACUGGAGUAAUAACUGGUGUGAUUGCUCUUGCUGAAGGAAUAGCAGUUGGGAGAAGUUUUGCCAUGUUCAAGAACUAUCACAUAGAUGGGAACAAAGAGAUGAUUGCCAUUGGGAUGAUGAAUAUUGCUGGCUCUUGCACUUCUUGCUACUUAACAACAGGGCCAUUUUCGAGGACAGCAGUGAAUUUCAAUGCAGGGUGCAAGAGUGCAGUGUCGAAUAUAGUAAUGGCCACAGCUGUGAUGUUGACAUUGCUAUUCCUAACGCCUUUGUUCCAUUACACUCCUCUUGUUGUGCUUUCAUCUAUAAUUAUUUCUGCAAUGCUUGGCCUAAUUGACUAUGAAGCUGCCCUUCACCUUUGGAAACUCGACAAAUUUGACUUCAUUGUAUGCAUGAGUGCAUAUGCCGGUGUGGUCUUUGGCAGUGUUGAGAUUGGCUUAGUCGUUGCAGUUGCAAUAUCUUUACUGAGAGUGUUGCUCUCUGUAGCAAGGCCUAGAACAUUUGUUUUAGGCAACAUUCCCAACUCUGUAAUCUAUAGAAGUAUCGAUCAAUACCCAGUUGCCAACAAUGUUCCUGGAAUGCUUAUCCUUCAGAUUGAUUCAUCAAUCUAUUUUGCCAAUGCAAGCUACUUAAGAGAAAGGAUUUCGAGAUGGAUUUAUGAGGAGGAAGACAGAGUAAAGGUUUCAGGAGAAACCAGCUUACACUACGUCAUAAUAGAUAUGAGCAAUGUUGGAAGCAUUGAUACAAGUGGAAUCAGCAUGCUUGAAGAAGUCAAGAAGACUAUUGAUAGAAGAGGUCUCAAGCUGGUGUUGGCGAACCCACGAAGCGAAGUGAUCAAGAAGCUAGACAAGUCCAAGUUCGUUGAAAACAUUGGACAGGAAUGGAUGUAUUUGACAGUAGGAGAGGCUGUUGCCACAUGCAAUUUCAUGCUACACACAUGCAAAUCAUCAUCAAACCCUGGACCUGAAUAUAACUCACAAGAUAAUAUUGUCUAAUUUACGGAUCAUGUAAACCUCUGAGAAGCACCAUUCCUAAUCUUAUUCAUCAAAGAGCAAGAAUGAGAUUGUUUUCAAGGCGCUUAUAAGUCUUAAAACUUAUGUAAUACUAUACACGCAAUAAGAUACUAGUUAUUACUGCUGCUUUCAUGAGAAAUUGACUUAU